UGGCCUUUCUGUUGUUGUGCUGUCCUGAAGCCGUCUCUUCCCGGCGUCCCGCUCCUUUUUUCUGAUUUCUCUUUCCUCUUCCUUCUACUCGGGGCUCCCAGCAGAGUCCAGUCCACUUCCAUCCUAUUUCUUUAUUUUUUGUUGGGGAGGGGAAGCUCCAACAGAAGCCAGAAAACCAUGCUGAGAGUUUUGGCGCUGGCGGUGGUCGUCCUCCUGGGAAUAGCGCCUGAGCCGUCCCAGGCCAUCAGCAUUUACACCGGCUGGGAGCGCCACGCCCUGGUGGGGUCCGACAUCCGGCUGUCCUGCAGCUUCUUCUCCUGGCGCUUCGUCUCCGAUGACGUCUCCUUCACCUGGAUAUACCGGCCGGACGGCUCACGCGAGACCGUUUCCAUCGCCCACUACGCCGGUGGGGAGGCCUACACCGACAACAAAGGUCGAUUCAAGGACAGGGUAGAGUUUGUGGGGAACCCGAAACGCCGCGACGGCUCCAUCCUCAUCAAAAACCUGGACUUCAGCGACAACGGCACCUUCACCUGCGACGCCAAGAACCCCCCUGACAUCGUGGGGCGCCCCUCCAGCGUGCGGCUGCUGGUCUUUGAGAACUUGCCCAUCCAAGCGGGUGUGAUCACGGGCGCCAUCAUCGGGGUGGUGCUGGGCCUGCUGGUGCUGAUUGUGGUCAUCUACUACCUGAUGAGGUUCCUGGUGGCGCGUCGCGUCUUCAGCCUUAGCGUCAGCAAACAUGGCAAGAAAAAGAAAGAGGGAUCACAGCAGAGACAGGGCCCCGCGCCUCCCGCUGACCCCUCCAAGGUGAAGGCGGCCGCCUCGGAAAAGAAGAAGCAGGAGUCCCGCAAGGAUAAGAAAUAGGAUACGGGGAGGGGCUGGGGCGGGCUGCUCCAGCCCGUGCGCCAGGUACUGGCGGCGAAGGUCCAGCCCAAACAGAAGCAGCAGCGGCACGGCGUCGUCAAGGAGGCGGAGCGGGUGGGGGGAGGUGGGGAGGAGGGCGCCGGCCGGGUGCUUAUGACUAUUGAGCUGGAGCUGACCCGGCAAAACGGGGAGGAAGGCUCCGGCGGCGAGGGAGGGACGGGGCGGGCCGAGCCGGCUGGCCUCCUCUCCCGCCUCUCCAGACGGCUCCCCUUCAAAUAGCAGGCCUCCCCCCCACGCACCCCCCCCCCCCACUCUACAUCCAGAGUCCCCGAAUAAACAUGUUAAAUCACAUCUGCUCUUGUCACAGAACGCAGACGCGACGAGCGUCCGCGGGCCCAGAUGCCGCGAUAAUCUCCGGCACCGGCCCGGCUCCCUGACUGCUUUUGUUAGGUCAUGAGAUACGCCAUUUGAAGCGAGACCCUGAGACGGCCCCCGGCUUGAUAACAAAAUCUAAAAAAAAUAAAUAAAUAAAAAAAGGCUGCUCCCAGGGUUUUGCCUCCGUGGUUCCUUUCAUUGUGAUCCUAUCCACUGCAAAAAAAAAAAAAAAAAAAAAGCUUUUUCUCAGAGUGCGUCCGAUACGCAUCACAAAUCCCUGGCUGCGGGGACAAGCCAAUUUGUUCUUUUUUUUUUUCUCCUCCUUUCUCUCCAGAAGCGAUGUGUCAAACUCCAGCUUUCUCUCCUCCUGCUGAUUUCUGAUUUUCAUUCUUUUUUACCCCCCCCCCCUCUUCCACUCCUGUCCCAUCCCGUUUCUUCCUCCUGUUCCAAUGAUUUUUCUGGACUUUCUUGUUAAUUCAAAUUGCAGAAAUGAUUUAUAUGCUAACGGCUCUGUCCUGUUCUCUCUCUCUCUCUUCCUUCCCCUCUUUUUCUCCCCCCCCCUGCUCCUUUAGAUAAAGGUCUGACUUCUCCAUGACUGCCUCCACUCCUCUAGUCUGCUCCUUCUUUUUCUGCCCAGCCUGACGCAACCUCCAUUAUUUCCCAUUAUCUCUGCCCUCUCAAGACAGCGCUGGCUGUAAGAAUAGUCCCCGUAUACAUCACCGUGCAACAGUCUCAAAUAAUUUUUUACAACGCCUCGUUGGAGACGGUGUUUGCGAUCAUUGGGCUAACUGUAAAAGUCUUUAAGGCCUUACUACGCGCAUAACCCGACAGACCCCCCCCCAAUAUUGUGUGUUUAGAUCCCGAUACAGUGAGAAACACGAUUCCUGCUCUCAGCCGACGCAGAUAGAAGUUCAAGCUAAUGGAGGCUGUCGCUGUGUCCAGUGCCCAGGCUGAAGGGGUGCUAUUUCUGGCCCCUAGAAGAGAGUACGGGCUUACAGUAACAGCUGCACAUUUUUCAGCCGACAAGCGAAGGAGUGGGGGAGGGAGGGGGGUUUAAGAGGUGGAGGCCUGAGAGAACGUCCCCCCCCGCCCAGCUCGGCGGCCGCUGACUGAUGAACCGGAAUGACGUCACGGCCUCCGAGCGGCCGGCGGAUGCUCUCAGGAGUCCGGAGGAAGGGGCUUACCAGGAAGAGGCGAGAUAUUUUAGGUCCAGUUAAUCCACUCGCGUGUUUCUCCUGGUCGACCUGCAGCUAAUUAUUUCCGUGUGCGCUGGUAAUAAGAUAUCUCUCACCACAUCGUUCCCCCCCCGGGCCUCCUCUGGCGUCUCCACUUCAUCUUGGCCCCCAUCUUAGGAAUCAUCUCUCUCCCCCCCCCCCGCCAGUUUUGCUGUUUCUGUCCUUAACGCCUUUGGCUUCCCUUUAUCUCUUCCUCCUCGUGCUGUCUACUGAGUCUGCACUGCAUUAUUCCCCUACUGAAAAGGUCUAUACACAAUCCAAUCUACUCUUUAAGCCUCUCCUUAUCUGACUGGCAGGCCUACAGCUCAAUGCUCCACUCUCUGCCGUCCUUCCUUCCUCUUCACCGUCUUUGUUGCCGUCUUUUUCCCGAACUCGGAGGCAGACGACUCUUGGCCGUCUUUGCCCGGCGAUUGAUGAAAAAUGCCCUCGCAGCUUUGCCCUUCAAACACCCCCCCCCCCCCCCCCCCCCGGGGCAAGACUCCACCGAGGUGCGGGUCAAUUCGCUCUUUCCUGAUUAAAUGCCCUCAUUCUGGACCUGCAUUGUAAUUCAGUACCUGUAAACAAACCAUUUUAUACCCACAGGAGGUAAAUAAUUGGGAUUCUGGGUGGGUUUUCCUUUGUAGUUAACCGUUUUUCAUGACUUUUAACGUGAUGUAUGUUAUUUAUUGGAGUCAUAAAGCGAUAUAGCAAACAGUAGUGUGAUUGGAUUACAAAAAGUAAACUACUUCAGAUCCUCAUUUGUCGAAGUCAGAAACGUCCUGUAUGAGACGGCUCUGAUUGGUCCCCGUAAAAAAGUCGGUACAAAACGUUCCCAAACUUCAAAGGGCGCGAAAUGGCAAAGGAGCGAAAUGAUCCACGACCCUUUACCCCGUCAUCUCUGGCUCGGUUUUUGACCUUUUGUUGCUGUUUCAACACCCCAGUGCAGGCGGAGGAAAACUCAAGAUGCCAAACGGAAACUUAUGCUUCAAGCCAACUCUCUUCUAUGUCCGCGUCCUGUGUAUAUGUGUUUCGUGUUACAGAGUGUUUUAAAAAAAUACAUUUGUUAUAAUGCAAAAAAAAAAAAAAAAAAAAAAAAAACAGCAGUAAGUGAAGCAAAUAAUGUUUUCUGGGACAUUUUUUUUUUUUUUUUUUUUUACAUGUGAUUACACAUGGAGAACAUGUCGACCAAAGCAAGGGGGAAGAAAUGUAACUGCGUUCUAGAGAAUAUGCCGUUAUAUUUCUGGCCUUGUGUGUUAUGGCAGGUACUGUGUGGCUGUCUCUGGGGGGGAGUUUCCGUCGGCGAUGGAAGAAAAUUGAGGUUGUGGUGCAGAGAGUGGGAAGGGAUAGCCUUAGAGUCAUCCCUCUGUGGCUGGGGAGGAAAGUAAGAACCACAGAGGAAGGUGCUUGCUGUGGAAGGAAGAGACUUAUCUGGCCUGUUAAGCCCUGGCAAAAAAAAAAAAAAAAAAAUCUGUAUGUAUCACUACAGAUAGUCUGCUCUUCCCCCCCCAAGAGCUUUUCUUUCAAAGGUGCUCCUUCCCAACCCUGAGCUAAAGAUGGAUCGUAAUCGGCAAAGCUUGAUAUGCAGGGCGGAUAGUGCAGACUUGAACUUUUCCUUGAAAAUUCAUAACAGGAAUAGGAGGCGCUGAAAAUCCACGCAUUCAUCGUCUGUUUCACUCGUCGCUGUUAUUCUAUCCAGUCCGAUGGACUGGCUGGAAUAUCUUCUUGUUUUCGCAGCAAAGCCACACAGAUGCCUGGCAUAACAUGAACGGCAUUCACACGCCUUGUAAAAUGAUUUGUUACGCAGCAUAAACUGUUUUGGCUAUGGUCGCUGAUUAACGUUUUCAUUUGAAAUGACUGGAGCUCCUUUUUAGGUUUAUUUCGAUGCUUGUUUAUAAUUCAAGAAUGCUAACAUUAUUUUGACGGUGUGUAAUAUGUUGUAAAGAGAACAUAAGAAUAAAAGCCAUAAAGCACAGCUGUUGGAGCAGUAAACUCAGCUGAAAAUA
This is a messenger RNA of Fundulus heteroclitus (mummichog), 4456 nucleotides long. It is a transcript of the gene mpz, whose product is annotated as myelin protein zero. The transcript is spliced from 6 exons. Gene Ontology annotation, biological process: myelination. Lineage: Eukaryota; Metazoa; Chordata; Actinopteri; Cyprinodontiformes; Fundulidae. Bases 178 to 864 code for a protein of 228 amino acids. Gene Ontology annotation, cellular component: membrane. The record is from RefSeq and is a predicted model, not a curated record.